Messenger RNA from Daphnia magna, 864 nucleotides. It is a transcript of the gene RpL10Ab, whose product is annotated as 60S ribosomal protein L10a. The coding region runs from base 156 to 809 and encodes 217 amino acids. The transcript is spliced from 5 exons. The record is from RefSeq and is a predicted model, not a curated record. Gene Ontology annotation, biological process: translation. NCBI's taxonomy places the organism in Eukaryota, Metazoa, Arthropoda, Branchiopoda, Diplostraca, Daphniidae. Gene Ontology annotation, cellular component: large ribosomal subunit. Gene Ontology annotation, molecular function: structural constituent of ribosome; RNA binding.
GACGCCGGGCGUAUAGGAGUAGUCAGACCAUCUCAUCUAUGACUCUGGCACCGGCCAUCGAGGGCGAGGAGGAGAAGGAGAUAAAGUGAUCCGACAACAGCUUACAAUUCCUUCAUUGGGGAGCAUUCCUUCCAGGGACCCACAUCACUACCAAAAUGUCGUCCAAGGUAUCCCGUGAUACGUUAUACGAGGCUGUCAACAACAUGUUGACCCAGUCUAAAGAAAAGAAGAGGAGGUUCACUGAGACUGUUGAAAUUCAAUUCGGUCUCAAGAACUACGAUCCCCAAAAGGACAAGCGUUUCUCUGGAACCGUCAAGCUCAAGCACAUCCCAAGGCCAGCAAUGAAAGUUUGCAUUCUUGGAGAUCAGCAGCAUUGUGAUGAGGCUAACGCAAACAAUCUUCCUUGCAUGGACGCUGAAGCAUUGAAGAAGCUAAACAAGAACAAGAAACUUGUUAAGCAGCUUGCUAAAAAGUAUGAUGCCUUCCUUGCCAGUGAGGCCCUUAUUAAGCAAAUCCCCCGUUUGUUGGGUCCUGGCUUGAACAAAGCUGGCAAGUUUCCUGGUCCACUUACCCAUUCUGACUCCAUGGUUCAGAAAGUGGAAGAAGUCAAGGGCACCAUCAAGUUCCAAAUGAAGAAGGUGUUGUGCUUGUGUGUUGCUGUCGGACACGUCAAAAUGUCGGCUGAUGACUUGGCCCAAAAUAUCCACUUGUCAAUCAACUUCUUAGUAUCACUGUUGAAGAAACAUUGGCAGAAUGUUCGUUCUAUCCACAUUAAGACCACCAUGGGAGUCCCUCAGCGCUUGUACUAAUUGUACUACGCAUGUGAUUGUUUGCAAAUAAACGGUGAACAAUUCGCAAAAGAAA